This is a messenger RNA of Durusdinium trenchii, 1743 nucleotides long. NCBI's taxonomy places the organism in Eukaryota, Dinophyceae, Suessiales, Symbiodiniaceae. The record is from the annotation of a GenBank genome assembly.
AUGCCGCUGGGCGACCUGGUCGUCGGUCGCACAGCGUCGAUUGCUGCGGAAGGGCUUCUGGUGAAACUACCGGGGCAAGACGCCCCAGCACUGCUACCCCGUCAGGUGGCGUACAGUGGCAUCGCGGUGGGUGAUGAAAUUUGCGAUUUGUUGGUGGUGUGGUUGUAUCCUGACGGCUCCGCAAGCGUGGUGGUGCCAGAAGCUACCGCUCAGGAGCUGGUUGCUACAGGCCAGUUUCCAAGUCUUGAGAAGCAAGAUGAUACGAGCAUGGCGCCGGUGAGAAGCAAAGGCCGCUGGGGUGCAGCCAAAGAGCCCAAAGAGCCCAGCCCGGAGCUUGAGAACUCCAAGGACUCAGAAGCAUCCAGGCUGAUGCCGUUCCUUGUGGCCGGACAUGCCACAGAUGCGCCCACUUAUGCAAGUGUCGCCCUGGUCAAGCCAGAAACCACCUUGAGUUACGUGAGCCAGUCCAGUGCCACUAAGAGCUCAUCAGCCAACAAAGAUCCUGCCAAAGAGCAGGAGUCAGAAGACACGAUCUACUCCAGGAAGCAACUUCUAACUCUCCGGCAGUCUAUGCUCAUGAUGCAGGAUGCAGGCGAGUCAGCAUCCUCACCAUUGCCGACCUCGAUGCCGUGCAAGGAGGAGGAGCUGGACAGCAGCAUGCUGCAAAUGGUCAUUUGCACGCGGCAGCUUCCAGUGUGGUGGGGCAGAUGUGGCAAAGAGGCCAAGCGGCAAGCCUUUCGGUUGGCGUGCCGCACGGGGCGUUUGCGGAUUGUGAAAGCCAUCUACGCCGGGGGCGAUGUGGGCAUUGACACAGACUUCUUGGCCGAGACGGUCAAGGAGAUGUGCAAUGAUGCACAGUCAUCCGCUGGCUUCAAGCCUGGCAAGAAGCACAAGCGUUCAGAGGAUGCUCGAGGAUUGCUCUUGUCAAGGGCAGAGGCGCAAGCCGUUGCGGCUUGGGGGCGAGCAGGGGCUGGCGCUGCCACCGCUGGAGUCGCCUCACCGGCAGCAGAAGCUAUCGCCUGGCUUUUGGAGCAUGGUGCGCCGGUGGGGUUGCUGCUACCAGAGGCCCCAGGACCAGAGGCGUUAUCCGCUCGCCUACGUGGGCUGGGCAUCAUAGCCGAGUAUGGUCCCUCCAUCUCGGAGGUGGAGCACAUUGUUGAAGCUGUGGCUGGAUGCCUCAAGGACCCAGAGGCCUCAGGGAGGUUGGCGGCAGCCCAGACCUUGGCGAGAUUUGGAACCGCGGCCGGCCAAGCUCCCCGAGCCCUACCGCGCCUCCGGCGGCUCGUGCAAUCGGACAAAGAUGCCAAAGUACGAGAAGCUGCUGCUCUGGCCUUGGGAUGCCUGGGCCGCGAUGGUUUGGAUGUGAUGGCCAAGUUGGAGACGGACGAGGCUCAAGGUCUUUAUGCACUCGCCAUCGGCAGCAGCGGAUUGGCGGGAGAAGCUCUGGUGGACAGGCUGCUGGCCUUCCUCGCUGAUCCUGCCACGGAGGCCACGGCAUUGCGGAUGCGUGCUGCCGAAGCGCUGGGUGCUCGUGGCGAGCUGGCAUCGGAGAUGCAACUGGAAGCUUUGGCUCGGAGCUUGCAGCAUGACACAAAUGAGAUGGUGCGUGAGGCAUGUGCGAAUGCCAUUGGCGUCAUGGGCUGCAGCAACAAAGGCCUCACUACCUUGGCCAGAGCUUCCUUGGAGCUUGGCCUGGAGGAGCGGAGGGUACUGGGAACUCGUUCCAUUUCAAUGGGCGCUUGA